Messenger RNA from Fusarium keratoplasticum, 3951 nucleotides. Its product is annotated as CHAT domain-containing protein. The transcript has 5 exons. The record is from RefSeq and is a predicted model, not a curated record. Bases 1 to 3951 code for a protein of 1316 amino acids. NCBI's taxonomy places the organism in Eukaryota, Fungi, Ascomycota, Sordariomycetes, Hypocreales, Nectriaceae.
AUGAAGCGAAGGCAGUUCCUUGUUUUCGUCAAAAGGGAGCCAUUAUCGCAGGACAUUCGUCGCCAACACGUUCAAGUUCAAUGUGACAUCUACUCCAACACUGGAGAGCAGAUCUCUCACCAAUCGGCCACCAGAUGUCUUCCAGUCUUUCCUCGCGCUUUGGAGCAAGAAAUAUCGUGGGCGAUCCAGGAUUACGUCAAGGACCCGUUCCAGUCCCACCGCGCGGAGCUUGCAUUCAAUAACUUCACAGAUCAUGGAAAGUACCUGAGACAGAAGCUCGACUUGCCUGGUUUCUUUCGGGAGUGUGAAAUCAAGGAUCUUUCUGACGUUGAUAUUCAGCUCAACAUCGUCGAUUCCGCUGACGCUGGCAGCGGAGGCUUUUUUCGGAGCAUUCCAUGGGAGAUUCUCGAAUCACCAGACGUCCCUUCGAUCGGCUCUGGUACGGUAGUCCACGUUCGCCGAGUUUUGAAGAGCUGUCCGAACCUCCAAAUCCAGACCAUCGAAAAGUUGACAGUCCUGUUUGUUACAUCUCGGCAACUCGACAAUCGCUUCGUGGACGUGCAACUCCUUAGACCAGGCACUUGGGAUGCGUUUCGAAGCGCCGUGGAGCAGGGAUCCUACGACAUGGUCCACUUUGACCUCCACGGCGCGGCCAUCGAUCAGGAAACUGGUAAACGUGCGUGUCUCUACUUCAAUGAUCUUGCCGUGGCUGGUGAGGAAAUCGCCGAUCUGCUUCACAAGAACAGAGUCCGGUUGGUGACCAUCAAUGCUUGCCAAAGUGCCUUUCUCCACGGGGACCCUGGGACAAAUCUAGCCACCAUGCUUAUGGGGGGCUCUGUCGAGGCCGUGGUUGCCAUGUCUUAUCAGGUAACUCCAGCGGCAGCCAAGAUAUUCUUGAGCAGUCUGUAUCGAGGCCUUCUCGUUGAAGGCCAAGAGAUGGGAACCGCUGUUUUCAACGCCAGACGUGCCAUGCAAGCCUCGAAGCAGCGGGAUGCGGCAUUCGGCUUUCCGGUCCUUCUACACGAUUAUGCCGUUCCAUUGGUCUAUCAGGUAGCGGGUGGCAGUCUCUAUGUGAGGGUGCCGGAAAAAGAGAGGUCUCCGGAGGAAAAUACCGCUCUUGCGACACUUUUCGCCAAUCGACCAGCUCUGGGGAGGGAGCAGCAGAUAUUAUCGUUGGAGGACAAGCUUAUCCGCCAGAAGGUUGUCGUCCUCACAUCCUUGAUCGGCGAAGGCAGGGCUACCUUCUUGUCCCACUUGAAGCCGUGGUGGAUCAUUACGAAAUUCGUCAGGCGAAUUUUCUGCGUCGACUUUCGACACUUUCCUGCCUUCGAUCUUAAAGGAGAGACGCCCACAGCACAAGCCGUCUGUGACCGGCUGCUUGAGUUCACUUGGGACGCGAAUGGAAUCACCAGACCGUUAGGGCUCACGAUGGACUUACUGCGAAAGACUCGGCACUUGGUUGUGUUGGAGCAUACGGAUUGCCUUACCUUAAGUCCACCCAUGAGCCGAACCAAUCUUGAGGCGGCCCUCAAAGACUUUGCUCUCGACUUCUUUGACGACGACUUUGCGAGCUUUCUCCUGAUCACAUCCACUUCUCCAGAAUCGUGGGCUAACCACACAACCCCCGAAGGACAUCGACACAAAGCCGGCGCCCAAGUACUGGAACUCGACAUCUCGGGUCGGAUGGGAGUUGCGAUGGAGAUUCUGGGGUGGUCAGAGCAAGCAUAUCGCGCCGGCCUUGAGUUUCGAUACCUCCAACGCAUUGUUCGACUCUGCUGCAGCAACACUCUCGCAAUGCAGGCUCUCCUACCCCCUUUGUUUGCGAGUGGCUCGUCCGCCAGGGAUGCGUUCUGGAAGCUUCAGAUAUCGCCCGCCCAUCUGAAUUGGAAAUCUACCUCACUCGCCAGCAUUGGUGAUCGUUUCGAUGCAGCGUUCAAUGAGUUUGGGGAGUUCCUCUCGAUCUUCCUUCCCAUACACGUCUGCUGCUCGAGGAGAUACAUCCAAGAGCACAUUGGGAGAAAUCUCAGCUCCCUCCCAUGGGCCACCGAAUCAGGAUCAAACGUAGAGACGAGAAUCGACGACGCUGCCAUACACCUGAUAGCAAGGCUCUGCAUCUACGGCGCGGCGCAGGUCUCCAGCCCCAAACUUGCUGCGACAAUCCAGUUUCAUCCGCUUUUCUGCAUCUAUCUCCGUGACAGAAGCACUUCUUCUCGGCUUGAACGCUCAUUCCGGAGCAUUGCUCUGUAUCAGCAUAAUAUUGCGCGGAGAUGGGCUAGUGGGGCUAGCAGACAGAAAAUGCUAGAUGCCUAUUCUUAUCAUUACCUGGCCCAGUUUGGCGCACUACACUUCAUUCUGCAAAAUCCUGCUCUCUUAGCAUCCGACCGGAGAGCUUUUGAUCUACCCUGGAUCAUGGCGAGUGUGUACUGCAGCCAGGUCAGCGACCCGCUGUUGGAAGAGGAGGAAUUGAUCACGGAUCUUGCUCUCCAGGCUCUACCUUGCCUUGUUGAUGGGUUGACAUGGACAGACAACAGGGGCCUCAGCGUCUUGAACACAGCCCUCCUUCAUGGCCGAUAUCGAAGCAUGAGCUUUCAAGACUGCGGUCUUGUGCUUCAACUGCUGCAGUGGAUUACAUUGCACUACUUCAGCCUCAGCAAGACUACUGCGCGGCACGCGAAUUCGUACAUCAUACUUCUUCUUGAAGGCCUGCGCUUGGUCGGAGAACCAGACCCUUCCUCUCAGCUUUUGCGUUUCAUCAGAUCUGUUAGUGGUCUGACAGCAGUUGAGAUUGGAGCAGCCGAUCUUGAUUGGGCAGUGAUGGACUAUGCCCCGGUUUACGACGCAUUAGAUGACAACAAUUUCCAAGUUGGUCAUUCCAGGCUCUUGUUCUUGCAAACCUGGAAUCAAGAUUUGCGAUUUCGACUGAAUUGGCUCCAACUUCGUACUCAAGAAGCCAUCCACGACUGGGAGCAAUGGGAGCCCGCCAAAUAUUUUCCGGAAAUGUCCAAGAACGAGAGACUUGACGCACUGAAAGACGUUCUUGCAUGCACCCAAGGAAUGGAAUGUCUCGAAAAGAAUGACAAGGAGGGGUUUGGCAAAGCAAGGUCAACGUUACUGCAAGUUAUGCUCGGUUGCAGUGAGAAAUGUGACACUGACCGUCUUCUUCAUACUCUAUAUUGCCUUUUCCUAUUGAGUCAAAAGGCUAAGGAUUGGCUCGCAUGUCUCGAGUUUCUCGACCGGAUAGAAGCUACCGAACUGGAUCUCGCAGUGAAGCCAGGAUUCUGUAACGUCGACAAAGAGAAGUAUUAUGCAGAAGCCUCUCGUUUUAGGCUCCGUGCUCAAUGUCACCGUGGCCUUGGCGACUGUGAGAAGUACAAGGAGUACUUGUGGCGGUCGAGGAGAGCCAAUUUUCUCGCGGACCGGCUCAGAACCUCAUGGGACAGAGCUCAGGAAUACCAGCGAACUGAGAGGCAGAGGCGGCUAUACGAGUGGGUCUUAAAUGACGAGCCGACACAGAAUGAUCAAGGAGGAACCAAUCCACCCCUAUUCUCCCGACCGCAAAUGGUUGACGCCCCAGUGUCGAGCGAAGAACUCGAUGAGUGUCCGGACGAACUCGCGGUCCGAGGAGCGAAGACGCCGGGUGGUUCUCAGCCUAUGCGGAGGAUGCUGGCCAACCCACAGCCGCCAGAUCCAGCAUAUAUCCAACGCUCGUUUCUGGUUGAGGCUAGGUGGUUGACAGUUACCCGGUAUCUCGACCUGGUGGUUGGGAAAGAGGAAGAAGGACGUCCAUCACAACUAUCUGAGUUCCGUCGACAGGGCACGAAAUUUGAUUUAGCUUUAUCCCUGGAGUCUCAUCUUGCUCAGGACCUGGAAAAUGAUCUUCGGGAUAAUCACGGAUUUGACGUUCAGCAGAUGACGGAGUCACAGCUGCUUCGCUUUUUAGGGCUGGAUUGA